AGAUAUAAACAUCAACUCAACAACCAUCAUCCUUCAAGCCUGCAUCCAUCGUUGCUCCUACAAUCAACUCCAUCCAUCGUUGCUCCUAUAAUCAAUUCCAUCCGUACACGACUUUCAGCACAUUUUCACUGUAGCACUCCGUCAAGAUAGGAAUCGGCGGCAGUCACUCCAGCCCAACACCAGAAGGGAUUGUAGCAGCACACAGAGCACGACAAGCAAAACUCAAAGCACAACAAGAACGCAAGAUCAGAAAGGCUGAAGCAGGUCUCUAUUAUACUCAGCAUCCAGAAGAAAGACCACGUGUGGCCCGCUUGACAGGCAAUCUAUUUGGCUUUCCAAACCAAGCUCCACCUGGAUCUGAGUCUCGUCAACCCACCUUGUCCGAGUCAUUUCCACCAGUCUCCAGCACUGCGACCCGGGAUCAGAGUACUGCAAGUGACUUCUCGACUUCAACAAGCGAACAAGCUGCUGAAAUGGCUCUCGCUCCCAAGUUUGCUGGGCAGGCUCUGUCGAGUAAUGCCAGUCACACUCUGGAGCUAUUCCUUGACUACGUCUGUCCCUUCAGCAAGAAGCAGUUCGACACCUUCUACCACGAUGUUGCGCCCAUUGUCGAGCAGAAGUACUCAGAUAAGCUUCAGGUCAUCUUCCGCCAACAGAUCCAGCCAUGGCACCCGUCAUCAACCCUGGUCCACGAAGCCGCCGUUGCAGUCCUGAGAACCGAUGCUUCCAAGUUCUGGCCCUUCUCCGCCGCUCUGUUUGACAAGCAGACCGACUACUUUGACGUCAAUGUAGUCAAUGAGACCAGAAACCAGACAUACAAGCGUCUCGCCAAGCUUGCUGCCGGUGUAGGUCUGGAUGAGAGCAAGAUCUACAGCCUUCUCGAGAUCUCUGACAAGCCCGGUCAAGAUGGAAGCUUGAACACAGGCAACCAGGUCACCAACGAUCUCAAGUUACUUAUCAAGGCUGGUCGUUUGGUUGGAGUUCAUGUCUCACCCACUGUUCUGUUUAACGGACUCAACGAGCCAAACAUCUCGAGCAGCUUCUCGAAGAAAGACUGGGAAGAGUGGUUGCAGAAGAAUGUCGUUUGACUUGAAGGAUCGAAACUGUGAUUAGUUUGUGCUCGUACUCAAUCGCUUCCUAAGUAACCUAGAUAUCCACACAUGAAUCGAGAAUCCCCCUG
Aureobasidium pullulans EXF-150 is the source of this 1180-nucleotide messenger RNA. RefSeq lists its product as uncharacterized. The transcript has 3 exons. NCBI's taxonomy places the organism in Eukaryota, Fungi, Ascomycota, Dothideomycetes, Dothideales, Saccotheciaceae. The record is from RefSeq and is a predicted model, not a curated record. The coding region runs from base 474 to 1088 and encodes 204 amino acids.